Molecule: messenger RNA, 1590 nt
Organism: Hibiscus syriacus
Lineage: Eukaryota; Viridiplantae; Streptophyta; Magnoliopsida; Malvales; Malvaceae
Product: proline-rich receptor-like protein kinase PERK4
Exons: 8
Coding region: 1-1590 (529 amino acids)
Biological process (GO): protein phosphorylation
Molecular function (GO): protein kinase activity; ATP binding
Source: RefSeq, a predicted model, not a curated record
AUGGUACCAACAGCUUCACCUCAAAAUUCCCCAUCAAGUAAAAAUAGCUCCCGACCACCUUCGAAUUCAUACCGAGAUAACCCCAAAUCAACACAACGAAGCUCACCACGGCAACCAACACAUGAAUAUAAAAAUCAAUACCACCCUCCACCUUCACAUGGUCAUAGACGCAGCGAAAAAGACUCUCCCUCGCCUCCUCGAAAAAAUGGCGGUAAUGCGUCACCAUCGAAAACUCCAUCCAGUAAGAUCGAGUCAACUGAUGGGAGAAUGAUUAUAGGAGUAGCCGCGGGUGCUGGAUUAUUGGUCGUUGUUGCUAUCUUUUUUGUAGCCAAAUGCGUUAUUCCACAGAAGAAGAAACGCCAGCAUAAUCCACAUUUUGAACCUCAAGCAAGUGGUUAUCCACAUUUUAAUAACUCCAACAAUCCUCCUCCUUUUGGCAAUGGUUUUCAAGGUCCAGAGCAUGCUACCGGACUACAUCCGCCUACCGGUGGUAGUAGCCGUCGUAGUGGAUGGGGUUCAUCAUCCCAACAGCCACCGACUGGUGAUGGCGGUGGCUAUGGAUGGAAUCCAUCAUCCCAAAUGCUAGGACCAAUUUAUACUGGUGAAACAAGCAACAAUUUCUCAGCCCCUUUCCACCGAGCUAUGCCACCUCCUCCUCCCCCGGGCAUUCCUCUUGGAUUAAACAAGAACAGUUUCACUUAUGAGGAGCUUUCGAUUGCGACAAAUGGAUUUUCUCAGUUAAAUCUGAUCGGCCAAGGUGGGUUUGGAUACGUUCACAAGGGUGUGCUACCGGAUGGAAAAGAGGUCGCAAUCAAGAGCUUAAAAACUGGUAGUGGACAGGGAGAAAGAGAAUUCCAGGCUGAAGUUGAAAUAAUUAGCCGAGUCCACCAUCGUCACCUUGUAUCACUUGUGGGAUAUUGCGUUGCCGGUGCACAACGAAUGUUGAUCUACGAAUUCGUUCCGAACAAUACGUUGGAAUAUCAUCUCCAUGGAAAGGGUGUUCCAGUCAUGGAUUUUGCCUCUAGACACCGUAUUGCAAUAGGUUCUGCUAAAGGGCUUGCUUAUCUACAUGAAGAUUGUCAUCCCCGCAUUAUUCAUCGCGAUAUCAAAGCAGCAAACAUUCUUCUUGAUAACAACUUUGAAGCUAUGGUGGCUGAUUUUGGGUUGGCUACGUUGUCCACUGACAACGACACACAUGUCUCGACUAGUGUGAUGGGAACAUUCGGGUACUUGGCUCCAGAGUAUGCCUCAACUGGCAAGUUGACAGAGAAAUCAGACGUCUACUCAUUUGGGAUCAUGCUUUUAGAACUUAUAACUGGAAAACCUCCUGUUGAUAAUACAAUGGAAGACACUUUAGUAGAUUGGGCUCGACCACUUCUGGAUCGUGCAAUAGAGACCGGCAACCAUGUCCAGCUCGUCGAUCCACUCUUGGAGGGUAACUACGAUCGUAUGGUGAUGCAACGAAUGGUGACCUGUGCUUCAGCCAGUGUUAGACACUCGGCCAAAAGGCGACCAAAAAUGAGCCAGAUAGUGAAUGCCCUACAAGGAGACGCGUCCCUGGAUGAUCUGAAGGUGGGGAUAAACAGCUAG